CCGCGCCGCUGGAGAGUCGCAGAAGGUCCGCGCUUCAUCCUCCGCAGCAGAGCUGCCGCGUACACAGCAGAACUGGCGACCAUGGCAGGCAACAAGAAAGCCCAGGAGACGGCAACCGAGGACCUGGGGGCGCUGCUGGACGCGGAGGACGGCGCGCUGGUGACGCUGGUGGCGGGGCGGACGCGGCUGGUGGUGCACCGGGCCGUCCUCGCAGCCAGGAGCCCCGUCUUCGAAGCCAUGUUCCGCCACGACACGCUGGAGGCCAGCAGCGGCGUGGUGAGCAUCGCAGACGUGGAGGGCCCGGCGCUCAGGCAGCUGGUGGCCUACGUGUACACGCUGCGGGCCCCCAGCGUGCCCGGCACGGCUGCGCAGCUGCUAGCGGCCGCCGACAAGUACGGCCUGCUGGAGCUGAAGGCCCACUGCGAGCGGCAGCUGGCCGCCGAGCUGGCCGUGGAGAGCGCGGCGGCCACGGCGGUGCUCGCCGUCAGGCACUGCUGCCCCAGACUCGCCCAAGUGGCCGUCGCCUUUGUCGAGGCCAACUCCCAGGUCUUGGCCACGCAGGGGUGGGCUGACGCGGUGCGCAGCCACCCUAAAGAUGUUGUCGAAGUGAGUCGGCUGAUUGCUGUGACUUCAGCGAGAUCCAGUGCGCCAGCCACUAAUAGGAGGAGGCACAACGCGGGCCCGCAGCCAAACAGCGACCACGACGGAACUCCUGCCACAGCUGCGCUGCCCGUGACUUCCUGUAACACUCCUCCGUCUGAUGACACCACCAUCUCUCGCAUGUGGAGUCUUUCUGGAGAGGAGAAAGCCAGGAGGCUGAAGCAGGCAGCUAAGUCAGGAUCAGUGCAGGAGCUGCGAGCGUUGCUGUCUGUGGGUGCAGAUGUGGAUGCGGGGGACAGACGUGGGUGGACCGCCCUGUACUGUGCGGCACUGGAGGGACACGUGGAGGCUGUGAGGAGCCUGUUGGAAGGUGGUGCAGACGUGGUUGCCAGAGACAAGUGGCAGAGCACACCUCUGCACUGUGCCGCCUGCUGGGGCCACGCGACUGUGGUGUGGCUUCUUCUGACAGCCUCGGCUGACCCUAACGCGAGGGAUCAGUGGCGGCAAACUCCACUGCACUGGGCAGCGAUGAAUGGCCAUGCAGAGGCAGUAGCUGAGCUGCUCGAGGCGGGAGCCAACAAGGAGGCUAGGGAUGAGGAGGGGAACACCCCCGUGGACCUUGCCAGGCUGUUCAACAAGCAGCAGGUUGUCGAGAUGCUGAAGUAAUGUUAACAUAAUGUUAGUAAAACAAAUACAAUUUGGUACAGGACUUUUUAUAAUUUUUAAAGUAAAGAGUAUAAACAAUUA
This is a messenger RNA of Schistocerca serialis cubense, 1347 nucleotides long. RefSeq names its product caseinolytic peptidase B protein homolog. NCBI's taxonomy places the organism in Eukaryota, Metazoa, Arthropoda, Insecta, Orthoptera, Acrididae. Gene Ontology annotation, molecular function: protein binding. The record is from RefSeq and is a predicted model, not a curated record. The transcript has 4 exons. Bases 82 to 1266 code for a protein of 394 amino acids.